UUACGAUCUUUUGUUUAUUUACUUAGUUUUUGUUUAACGGUACGGUAAAUAAUAAAGUGGUAAUUGAUUCAAAAAGUCAGUUUGCAAGCGUUGCGCUAGAGACGCUGACACUUUGCCCACAUAAUAUGCAAAAAGACUAACCGCAGCAGGCAAACGUCAAGCUAACAAUAAACAAAGGCUUUACUAUCAUAAAACAAACAGCAACUUUGCAGUUUGCGAAUUCUCAACAAAAAUUGUAUAUAACAAUUUGCGAUAUCGAAUAUCGCCGCCGGUGAUGAUUCAGUUAUUUUGGACAUUUUGACUUGCCGUGAAACUCGAGUGACAACAGAUGUUUGUUUGUGUAUAGAGUGUGUAUAUAUAUGUGUGUGCGUGUAUGUGUGUGCGUGUAUGUGUGUGUGUGUGUGUAAAAACUUGCAUAUGUGUCCGCUAAAAUAAGUGAGAUAAAGGCGAAGUAGAAGAUAGCCAAACACUGCAGAGAGUAUCUUUCGUCUUUGCCGCAUCAGCAAUACAGUCAUCGCUACCUGUUGAUGUACACGUAUCAUUCGUCACCUGCUUUCGGUUCGGUUCGUGAUCUUUUUUCCAGCGCAACAUCGGAAUUAGGUAUUGAAUAGAUGAGACCGCCAGCUUCAAGAACGCGCAAAAUGAGUAACAAUUACAACGAUAUACCCAUCGGCAUACGUGUCCUGCAGAGCCUCUCGCGACAAUGUCCUCGUUUCCACGCACGGAAGGAGCUGUGCUUCAAAAUGUCGAUAUUUCUGCUGACAUUCCUCGCCUACGCCUGCUAUCACAUGUCGCGCAAACCAAUCUCUGUGGUCAAAUCCGUGCUGCACGGCAAUUGCUCAAAUACGCUUGGAAUACAGCACACAGCCGGCGAUUGCGGUUAUGCGCCGUUUGAUGGCCCCGAUUCAAAGACGCUGUUCGGCAUGCUGGACUCGGCGUUUCUCUUCUCCUAUGCGAUAGCCAUGUUUAUAUCUGGAUUUAUAGCAGAGCGCGUCUCGCUGCGCUACUUCCUCUCGCUUGGCAUGAUAAUGACGGGCGUGUUUACCUAUCUAUUUGGCCUGGCCCGCACCUCCAAUAUACACAGCCUCUGGUAUUUCAUAUUGGUGCAAGUGUUUGCCGGCAUAUUCCAGACCACAGGCUGGCCGGGCGUCGUCACGUUGGUGGGUCGCUGGUUUGGCAAGGAAAAGCGCGGUCUAAUCUUUGGCAUCUGGAAUAGUCAUACGUCAAUUGGCAACAUUCUGGGCACUCUAAUAGCGGCGCACUAUGUGGAAAGCGAUUGGGCUCUUUCGUUUGUGGUGCCUGGCAUUAUAAUUGGCGCUGUGGGAUUUCUGCUCUUUCUGUUUCUCGUCGAUCAGCCCGAGAUUGUGGGUUGUUAUCCGCAGCAUGCCGCACAGGAGCGUCGCGUGGCCAAUGAAUCCGAUGCGGAAAACGGUGAUGAUGAUGAUGAGGAACAGGCGCGCCACAGCGAAGCCUUUUUUAGCCAUUCCGGUUAUGCUGAAUAUCAAACCGAUCAAGUCAGCUAUAGACCCUUGCCCACUGAGCGCACCCCCAUCCUGACACGUCAAGCGUCCAGGGAACGUCAUGCGGCUGGGCGACCCAUCAGCCUGGCCGAUGCCCUCCAUAUACCCGGAGUUGUGGAGUUCUCGCUCUGCCUGUUCUUCACAAAACUGGUCAGCUAUACGUUCAUGUACUGGCUGCCCCUCUACAUACAGUCAUCCAGCACAUUGGGACCAACGCUGUCCGCUGAUCUCUCCAUACUAUUCGAUGUUGGUGGCAUUUUGGGCGCCAUUGCCGCUGGCUAUAUAUCGGAUCUAACUGGCAUGUCGGCCACUGUCUGUACAGUUAUGUUAUUCUUCGCUUCGCCCAUUCUGUUAAUGUAUCAACAAUAUGGAGCAUUGUCGGUGUCAAUUAGCAUACUGCUGCUCAUCAUUGUGGGCAUCUUUGUGAAUGGACCGUAUGCGCUAAUAACGACCUCAGUGAGCGCGGAGCUGGGUCAGCACAGCUCGUUGGAGGGCAAUUCAAAUGCGCUGGCCACUGUUACUGCCAUCAUCGAUGGCACCGGGUCCAUAGGGGCUGCUGUGGGUCCGCUGCUGGCUGGUUUCAUCUCCAGCCACAGUUGGCAGGAUGUCUUCUAUAUGCUGAUCGUGGCCGACAUUAUUGCGAUGGUGCUGCUCAUGCGUCUGGUGAUUAAGGAAUGCGCCACGUUGCGUCGCUCAACGACCCGCAUUCGCAUCGAAUAGCAGCAAGCAGUUUGAUUUGCUUUUAUCUGAAUGUAAUAUUACAUGUACAUAGCGCAUUAUAAUACACACUCACACAUCGCACAUCCGUAUGAGUGUGUAUUAUUCGCAUUAACUAUUUGAAUGUUACUGUAAUUCUAUGUGUGUGAGACCAUAUCACUUGUUUUAAACUAAACAAUUAGUUUUAUCUGGUUUUUAUAGCUAUAAAUACUUAACAUGUACCGCACUAGAUGACCAAAUCGAUACCAUACAUCUAUUUUAUAUGCCGUUGUGUGUGUACAUUAGAGUCUCCUCGUUUUAAGUGCCGAAACCCAAUAUAGUCUAGAAUUAUUAUAGCACACAUUUACACUGCUAUGUAAAUACAAUUUUCGUACACUUUUCGUACCAAUAAAAUAAAACAAUGACGCAUUCAAAGU
Messenger RNA from Drosophila grimshawi, 2653 nucleotides. RefSeq names its product glucose-6-phosphate exchanger SLC37A2 (gene MFS16). Gene Ontology annotation, cellular component: membrane. Bases 612 to 2240 code for a protein of 542 amino acids. Gene Ontology annotation, molecular function: glucose 6-phosphate:phosphate antiporter activity. The record is from RefSeq and is a predicted model, not a curated record. Gene Ontology annotation, biological process: transmembrane transport. NCBI's taxonomy places the organism in Eukaryota, Metazoa, Arthropoda, Insecta, Diptera, Drosophilidae. The transcript is spliced from 8 exons.